GUGAUUGGUAACGAGCUGAGUGAGACAAGUGAUUGAAAAAUGGCAUCCGCGACGACGUCGCACAAUGAGGUUUCGCAGGAAUUUUCUGUCAAUAAACUUAUUCGUGUCGGUUAUUACGAAUUGGAAAAAACUAUUGGCAAGGGAAAUUUUGCUGUUGUCAAAAUGGCUACCCAUGUUGUAACUAAAUCCAAGGUUGCUAUUAAAAUUAUAGAUAAGACGAAGUUAAAUGAAGAAACUUUGGCUAAAAUUUUUCGCGAAGUACAUAUAAUGAAACGAUUAAGACAUCCACAUAUUAUAAGAUUAUAUCAAGUUAUGGAAACAGAAAAGAUGAUAUAUUUGGUUACUGAAUAUGCUCCUGGAGGGGAGAUAUUUGAUCAUCUUGUAAGAAAUGGAAGAAUGCCAGAACCAGAGGCAAGACGAAUUUUUCGUCAGAUUGUUCUUGCUGUUCGUUAUCUUCAUCAACAAAGGGUUGUUCAUAGAGAUCUUAAGGCUGAGAAUUUACUACUUGAUGCAGACAAUAAUAUAAAACUUGCAGAUUUUGGGUUUAGUAAUGAAUAUACUCCAGGUGUUCCACUUAGCACUUGGUGUGGUUCACCACCAUAUGCUGCUCCAGAAAUUUUUGAAGGAAAGCAUUAUGAUGGUCCACGGGCUGAUGUGUGGAGUCUUGGUGUUGUCCUGUAUGUAUUGGUUUGUGGUGCAUUGCCCUUUGAUGGUCCCACAAUGCAGGUACUACGCUCUGUAGUAAUCUCAGGGAAAUUCAGAAUACCAUUUUUUAUGUCUGCAGAAUGUGAAAAGCUAAUUAGACAUAUGUUGGUAGUAGAACCAGAACGGCGUUUAAGUAUUUUACAAAUUUUAGCACAUUCUUGGAUGGGUGGAGAUGGUACAACAGAACCUGAACCAGGAGGGUGUAGCCCUGAAAAUGUGCCACCACAAUUAAAUCAGAUAGUAAUAGACAAUAUGUUGAAAUUACCUGGGCUUACAGCAGAAACAUUAUUAAGUGCAGUCCAAGGAAAUGCUUUUGAUCAUGUAUCAGCAAUAUAUAAUCUUCUCGUUGAUCGAUUAGAAUCAACAAUGUCUAGUUUACCCAGUAUACAAAGUAUAACUGGAGAUUAUGCUCAUGAUGGAGCACACCAAUUAGAAAAAUUCGGCGAUACAGAAGCAGAAACAGAAGAAAGAAGUGGAAUGCAGCUUUCACCUGGCACACCUUAUCACACAACAAGAAGACAUACAGUUGGACCUGGUGAUACAGCGCAUCAGCCAUCAACACAAUAUCCAUAUAACUAUAAUCAUACAUCAGGCGAUCCGGCAUUACGACUCCUUCCUAUACUACAGUGUAAUAACACUGAUCCUCAGGUGUUACCUCAUACAAAUCUGCCACUAAAUCUUCCUUUAGUUCAACAUCAACCUCCUCAAAACUUUCAAAUCAAAGAUCAACAUUUAUUGAAACCACCCCCUGUGAUGGGAGCAACGGGAGGUUUCGGAAGAAGAGCUUCAGAUGGUGGAGCUAAUCUUCAUGUCUUCUACCAGCAACAUGGCAGUAAUUCUAGUGGUGAAGAUGGAGGAUGGAGUCAACCUGGGAGUAGAGAACAUUUACAACCUAUACAAAGUGGAAGUCCAACGCUUGUACCGUGUACUCAGUCGUUAAAUGUGGGAGUUAAUACUGGAAAUGGAGAUGCGAAUGGCAAUAACAGUGGAAGUGGUAGUGGUGGUAGUGAUAGAAGAAGACGAAGUGGUCUUACUGCCGUCAUGCAAAGACCAGUUAUAAACCCGGAAAUGGUAAUGGAGGUGGAAGCUAGGAUGAAUAGAGCUUACCUUCCAUCACGGCUCUUACCAACUCACCUUAGAGGAUCAACACUUCCACAUCAUAGGAAGACUUCCUUGUAUCAUACUAGCACUGUAGGUAAUAGAGAUUCAUACAAAGAACCAAGUACUCACGUUUCUACAGAACGAUACUCGCCUGUUCGGAGAGCGUCAGAAGGUUCCGGUCCACCUGGCCCUGGAAUUCAAGCACUUCAACAAGAGUAUCAACAGCUGCAGAGGUUAGCAUCACCAUCACAUAGUCCUGCAAGUAUUCCUGGAUCUCCUGUACAUGAAAGAGGGGUGGCUGCAAUCACACAAGGGUUAAGUGGAUUGACCACAGCAGUCCAGGGCAGUAUAGUUCAUGGUACUCCAACGCAACCACCAGCAACACCAUUAGAUUUGAGUCCAUUGAGACAUCAUAGAUCACCAGCUACUACGCCAGUCAGUUAUUCACCUAGUAAUAGUCCAGCUUUAGAUAUGAUUCAAGAAGAGCAUCCUGUAGAAAUAUCAAGAGUACCGCCUCAAAUAUCUGUAACAGAUCUUGGAGGACAAGUGACACUUAUCAGUUGUUCACCAUCGCCAUCACCAUCCCCUGAUUCGCUGGAGGAUACGUUACCUCAUUAUAGUCCACUUCCCAGUUUUAUGAUCUCCGAGCCGUGUGAUACGACGAGACCGAGCAUCACACGUGGUAUUGGUAGGCCAUUAAAUACAUCAAUACCUACGGAAGUUGAAGUUACUUUAUCAGAUGAAUCGAGUAGGUUGAAUUCUGAAGCUAUAUUAGGCCGUGUGAAACAAAUAAUAGAUGCAAGAGCCCCUCCAAAAGGAUUUAUCUUCUCUAGAGAAGAAGUGAAGGGUAGUGGGCUUAGUUUAGAAUACCCAGGUGGUGUUCAAAUUGAACUUAGAGUAUGUGAAUCUGAGGAGAAAGAAGUAAAAGGCAUUAAAAUGCGAAGAAUUAGUGGGGACCAAUUACAGUACAGUCAACUUUGUCAACAGCUGAUCUCGUGCAUUACCGUUUGACGACAACCAGCAUAUAAUAUAAUGUUUUUCUUAUACGUUACGUUACAUUCCUGGUGCCACACACCACUCAUUACAGUAUUGCACAUGCAUGCUGCAUAUGUACGAGAAAGUACUUGAAGCAUACCAUUCUUUAUAUUAAUACAUUCAUAUACAUGUAUAAAAUUCAGUGUGCUUCACUUUUGAAUGUUUCUUUUUUUUUUCAUUUUUUUUUUUUUCAUUUGAUUUAUAGAUUAAAAAGAAAAGAAUUCACGUUAACUUAUGCAUAAUAUGAAGUUAGAAAAGAAAAGUUACGAUAAUCUUUUAAAGUCUUGGUAUUAAGACUUUAAAAGAUAUAUACAAAUAUACAUAUAUACUUUUAUGUAAGCAGGACGUACGGUUUUGCUGUUUUUAAACGAUUUAAGUAUUAACAAAACAAGACGAUUUUCAUAAAAGUUUAAUUGUUAAUGUACAUCACAUACCAUUCCUUUUUGUAGAAUGUUUGUCUUCGUGUUAGAAGUUCGUAGAUAGUAAAUUCAUAUUCUACUGUUUUUAAUAAUCAGCAGGUGCCCUUUCGUUUAGUUUAGGCAAAAAGGAAAACGUCUUUUGUACCGGAUUAGAUGGCAAAAUGUAAACGGUGAUCCGUGUCUUUCUAAAAUAACGGAAAUAUUUUAUAUCGAUUUUACAACGUUUAUUUUAUUGUCAAACGGUUUUAAUUCCUUGACACAUAUUCCAUGUCUGUAAAUAUUCGUUUUAUAAUGAUCGCAACCUUUUUCUUUUAUGUUAUUGGAACUGGAAAGAAUUGCCUUCUUGUUUCUGGUACAAAUAUCAUUUUGUUGGAUAAUAGGUAGAAGUAUAUAUAUGUAAUCUUUUAUAUAGUGCAAAUACUUUAUUGUGGUUUGUAGUUAAAAAAACUACAUAGACUGAGUUAUGAUUGUAUAUCUUUCUUUUUUAAAAUCGGACAUUGCGUUUACUGCAAUUCAUAAGCGAAUGAUAUUUGCUUAAUAUCAUAAUCAACGAUUUUAUUAAUUUUUAAAACUAAAAGGAAAAAAUCGAUGUAGGAGAAGUAUACUUUCCGCUUGUUGUGCUUGUAAAGCAUUUUAAAUCAUUUAAAAAGGAAAGUAUGCAACCUAGCUCUCCUUGUGUAACCAAAGAGUUGAGUUGCUUUUAUACUGUUAAAUACGAAAGGUAUUUUUUAUUGUCCGUAUUCUAAAAAAUAAUAUGUGAACAUCCAUAGUAAAUGACUAGUUAUCAUAAAAUGAAACUGUAAUUAGGUUGAAUCAUAUUAUUAUUAAUUAUAUAUUACAAUGAUUAGGUAAAAGACAUUAUAUUAGUGUCGGCGUAUGAAAAGAGCUAGAAGUUUUAACUGAUUUAACAUCAAAUAUUUUUCGAAAUUUAUUUGUUUAUGAAUUAAGCAAAAAAAUAUACAAAGAAAUAUUUCUUGUUUAUAGUACAAGUUGCAAUGAUUGUUUUACAGAAUACAACUUGUAUAUUUUAUUUUAUCUGUCUUAUUUUGUUACUAUAUGUAUUUGAUUUUCUUUUUUCGAAGAAAAUACAUAUUUUAGUGAUUGAUGUUUUUACUCUCGUAUUAGAUUUAAUAAUCUAAUGUUUAAACAUAGCAUUCUUAAAUUAAUGUUAUUUUCUGAUAUGUAUAAAUAUAAAAGAGCAAACAAAUACAAGUUGUAUUCUGCGAAUAAUAUUCAGCAGCAUGGUAGUUCUUGUACUAAUAUACAUUUUCUUUUUGAGUAUUCCAAUUUAGAUCAUGGGUUAAUUUAAGUUUUUUGGAAGUAACAAUACUUCUAUAUUUAUGUAAAUAACGAAAUUUAGUGUAAAUACAUGAUAUAUACUGUUUAGAAAUUUCUAAAUUACACAGAUAUAUAUAUAUAUAUAUGUACAUGUAUAUAUAUUAUAUAUGUAUAUAUAUAUUAUACAGGCUAUUCUAUUUGAGCUAACUAUUUUUAAUACUCUAGUUCACUGAAUCUUUGUUAAAACAAAUGUUUUCACAACAUAUUUUAUUAUCAAAUUUCCUAUGGGAAUAUGUACAUAUAAACUAUAUAUUUAAUGAGAAUCACAGUUCAGUUUAAAAAAUGAAAAAAGAAUUAACAAAAAACCAAAAUGAUAUUUGCAUCAUUUAAAUCAAACUAUGAAUUUCCGUGCUUUCUAAUUAUAUGAACUAAUUAAUUUCAUUAGUUAGCCAAGUGAGAGUAGCCUUUUAAAACUAUACAAUGCCCAAUUUCCACCAAACAAUUAAUUGUUUAUUAAUUAAUUUAUUAUUUUGAAGCUUUCUUCUAUAAUGAAUAUACCACUAAAUAUUGUAAUAUACUUUAAUAAUUUCUUAAAAAAUUAUUUAUUGUGUAAUACAUACUGUAAUGUAUUCUGUUAUAGAUCAUUAUAAAAAAAUAUUGCUUUUGAACGUUUGGCAAAUAAUAUUUUGAUUAAUCUUUAGAAACAUUUUAUGCAUUACAGUACUAGUUUGGGUCUUCCUUAUAAAUUGUAAUUUAUUUUACAGUUCUGAAAUAUGUAAUCUGAUAUUUAUGUAUAAAUCUAAUCACAAAAUAUGCUUAUUAUGCAAGUUAUAAAGCCCUAUUGACAUGAAAGCUGUUACAAAAUUAUAUUUGAAAUUUUUUAAUUAUAUUAAAUGUUAUCAAUAAUAUUAUUUCAUUUUCUUUUAAAAAGUGAAAUGUAUAUAACAGAAGUACUAAAUGAUUUGACAUUUAAUUAUUGAGCAUACGCUUAUUUUAAUAAUAUUUUUGUGACAUGUUUGAGUAUGCCCUUAAAACAAUUAUGUAUUGAUGGAAAAUGGGUUAAAUACUACUAUCAACUACGCACAACAGUGCAUACCAAUGGAAAGUUUAGAUCGACAUAAUUCAAAUUAUUGUAAAUAACACUAUACAUAAUUAUUCAUUUAGGAUACAUACAGUGUGUAUGUAUGCAGAAACAAAACUAUGUACAUUGUAAACAUUUACUAUAUGGAUAGGAUACAGAUAGUAUUUUCUGCUGUCAAUUCUUCAACUAAGACUGUGAUUUCUAAAUAUACUAAUGGCUAGGUAGAUACAAUACAUAUUGAUUGAAUAUGAUAAAAUAAAAAAAUAUUCAAGA
This is a messenger RNA of Megachile rotundata (alfalfa leafcutting bee), 5892 nucleotides long. RefSeq names its product serine/threonine-protein kinase SIK3. Gene Ontology annotation, biological process: intracellular signal transduction; protein phosphorylation; microtubule cytoskeleton organization. Lineage: Eukaryota; Metazoa; Arthropoda; Insecta; Hymenoptera; Megachilidae. The record is from RefSeq and is a predicted model, not a curated record. Gene Ontology annotation, cellular component: cytoplasm. Gene Ontology annotation, molecular function: ATP binding; tau-protein kinase activity.